UUGGCUAGUAGGCGUGCUUCUCGGCGUCCCCGUGCUGAGCAGCUGGUGUGCCUUGCGCAGUUUAUACAGUAGUUCGAUUAGCAGGCCGCGAAAAGCGCCCUUGGCUCCACAAUAAUUCAACACGUUGUCUGAGCUGACCUAGCUACACCUCCUCUGUCAAAAGUCGCCGUCUGCCAGGUGCCGCUCCAAUAAUCAAUAAGAGAGGUAAGCAAGCAUUGCCGUCAUGGAUAUCAAGCAAUACAGGGACGUUGAUGGCUUAUGGAUGCACAAGUUCUUUCAUGAAGACUUAAUCCGCUCCGCACUAGCAUACAAGCCACGGCAGGAUGACAUCUUCAUCGUAACGUACCCAAAGUGUGGCACGACGUGGACGCAGUACCUCAUCCUCAGCAUACUGUCUGACGCCCAUCCACCAAAAACAGUUGUGGACUUCAUGUUAGCAUCGCCUUUCAUGGAACUGAUGGGCGCUGAAGCGGCAAUCAGGAUGCCCAGACCGGGUCUGUUGAAGACUCACCUCCCUUUCAGAAUGCAGCCUUACUCUCCUCAAGCGAAGUACAUCUACGUCACCCGCAACCCGUACGACGCCUGCGUUUCGUUCUACUAUCACAUGAAGGGCAUGACACCCAAGAAUGUUGACGUCUCUUUCGCCAGGUUUUGCAAAUUAUUUCUUGAGGGCAAGACCAGCUUCGGAGAGUACUUUGACCACUUGCUCUCCUGGUACGCGCACCGUAAUGACCCAAACGUUCUGUUCUUCACCUAUGAGCAAUUGAAGAAAGACACAAACUUCUGGACACUCAAGAUUGCCGACUUUAUGGGCGAGCAGUACGGGAAGAAGCUUCGCGAGGAUCCUGCCUUAUUGCGCAAAGUAAUCGACGCGUCGAGCCUCAAAAAUAUGCAGGGCAUUUUCAACGACCAGAUGCGUACGAUUGUAAAAGACAUGCUGAACUUGACUCCAGACAGGGCUAUCAAAUCGAUGGAGGUUUACAGGGAAAUGCUCGCUCACGAGGAGCCAUUACACGAUGCUGAUGGAUUCGUUCGCAAGGGCAUCGUUGGAGACUGGAAAGCUCAUUUCACGAACGAGCAGAUGGAGGAUAUGAAAGCAUGGAUUGCCAAAAAGACCGAUGGGUCAGAUGUUAUGGAUUUGUGGAAGGAUUUGGAACUACCAUGAGAGCGACAUUUAUUUUACUGCGCGCGGCCAGGCAACAGCUUAAGUGCAUAUUUCCUUUCUAGUCGGCGCUGUGAAGCUGUGUGCAAAUUUCACUUCAAGUUUUCUCAUAUCCCAGAGACUUAGCAGCCACUUUCUUAUACGUUCCGGCAUAUAAUUACAGUUUAUGUCCAAGCAAUUUCAUUAUUUUGAAGUUUGGUGAAGUGCUUCCACAUGAUGAUGAGAACAUACAAUAAAAACGUUUCGUUUUGCUGUU
Molecule: messenger RNA, 1418 nt
Organism: Dermacentor albipictus
Lineage: Eukaryota; Metazoa; Arthropoda; Arachnida; Ixodida; Ixodidae
Product: sulfotransferase ssu-1-like
Biological process (GO): sulfation
Cellular component (GO): cytoplasm
Molecular function (GO): sulfotransferase activity
Source: RefSeq, a predicted model, not a curated record